AAUCUGGGGAGUGACGCUUCAUUCCGAAGCUGACUGCUGGGUGACCGAUCAUUGGGAAAGCAGACAGACACAGAGGCGGGACCUAAGUCUGCAUUAUGAGAGACCUGGACUUCAGAGCCAUCGUCCUGAUCAUGGGUUUUUAUUUUCCUGGAACUGUGGCAAUCACCCCUGAACAAGGCGGGAUGUUGUUCCAUUCUGAGCGCCCACGGAAUGGAGAUCUGACAAAUAGUUGUCGGAAUGAUCCCGCUAGCUCGCUUCCCAGUGGCUUGAUCACCGACCAGCAGGUGGCGUCAUCACAGACAUCAGUUAUGGGGGAUGUGAGUCUCAACGUCUUUAGGCUUCUCUGCGAGCCUACUGUGAAACGAGGACCCUGGAGCAUCAGGCAACUGGACCUCAGCAACAAUCUCAUACCGAAAAUCGCCUUAAGCGCUCUGGCACACAUACAUGGUUUGGAAAUCUUAAAUCUCAGCAACAGUGCCAUCCGCGUCUUUUCCUUGGAUCUGCCGAGUCUGAAGUCCUCAUGGGGGAAGCAUCGGAGGAGCAGAAGGAUCCUUCCACUGCUGAAGGUGCUAAUUCUUCAAAGGAAUCAGCUCAGGGACACGCCCAAGGAUCUGUGGCAGCUGGGGUCAUUACAGAGUUUGGACCUGUCCUUCAAUAGGAUAUCACGAAUUGGUUUGACCGACUUUCAGAACUGCCUACACCUGGAGCGCCUCUACUUAAAGAGCAACAAGAUCGUCAGAAUUCACCCAGAAGCCUUCAGGAAUCUCAAAAAAUUGCAGGUUGUAGACCUCAGCGGCAAUGCCCUGACCAAGACCCUCCCCAUGAUGGCCAUCGCGCUAGAGCUUCCCCAUCUGGAGGUGGACUUGGCAGACAACCAAUGGCAGUGUGACUCUCGCGUGGCGGUCUUCCAAGACUUCAUCUCUCAGUCCUGGAGGAAAACGUGGAAUGAACUUUGCGAGUCUACAGGGAACGAGGCGGCGUCUUCGUGGAUUCCCAAGAGCAGAAUCUCAAGGGAAACGCCCCUUGCCCACACCAAGGGCAAUCACACGAAAAGACUCCCUGAAGGCCGAGCAAGGCAGCCCCAGGAAGGACCGUACUUGGGCUUCUCCACUCCUGGGAAGCAGCGGCACGUCAGCGCUGUUAUCAAUGAGCAGAGACGGAUGCCAAGAAGGGUGAGGAACACCCGCGACAUUCAAACCCUUGCAAGGGCAGAGGGCUCAAACGCUUCUUCCCAGGACCUCACCCUGGCCAUCUGCCUGUCGGUGUUCAUCACCUUCUUUCUAGCCUUCUGCCUGGGCGCCCUGGCCAGGCCUUACAUCGACAGACUAUGGCAACAGAGAGGCCGAGACAAAAGCCCAAAUCCAAAACAUACCUAUGCAAAUGAAGGCUUCUACGAUGAAAUCGAAGCUGCGGGGACCGGGCAGCCCCGUGCCACGUUUCCCAACCAAGUGUUUCAAAACGUAAACCUCUAUGAGAACCAGGACGCGUUCUCAGCCAUGCCAAGGCCACGCUCUGCCGUCUCUCACGCCCCAGAAAGGGGCAGCGUGGAGCCUGAGGGCCGCCCGAGGCCUACAAGGUGGGACAACAACUCAGAGGCAGGAGCCAGCGCAGCCCGGGUCACUCUGCACAGACCCCCAGGUGCUGACACUCACCAGCCAACCCCCGAAGGGCACAGCCAGGCCUAUGGGAACGAUACCCCCAGCGAGUUACAUUACGACACAGUGGCCCAGGACGAGUCUUUCAGUGAGCACUGGGCGAGCAUCGCUUCAAGAGCUCGAAGAUUACACGGUGUCUCUGGCUCGGUCUCGAAUGCUUCCAGUGAGUUAAACCCGCCACCCUCCAGAGAAAUGACCGCCUCCUUCACUGCAAUGUUACCACGCCCCGAGAUCCAGUGGACGGGAGAGAACGAGCGAAGAGCGGGAGAUGAACCUUCUGGACCUCCAGGCUCUCCGCUGGAAUUCCCGAAGGAAACACAAAGGAGGACCUAUGUGAAUGUCCAGCGUGUCCAGGAGGCAGAGCCUUCGGCCUACUCCAGCGUGGUCAUAUUUCCUGAUCAGGGACACACGGACCCCCUGGCCUUCCCUCCAAGACGGAGCAGUAGCCUGGAUGCCCCUCCUGCCGGCAAGCAGCCACUUCAGAACGAUGUGCCCUCGGAGACUCAGUGUGUGUUUGGGAGCGAGUCCGAUUCUGAGGAAGGGUCUCUGUUUACUCUAAGCUCAGUAAGCACAGAAGGGCGGAGCACUGCGAGCGAAGAGGAGGAGCACGGUGAGGAGAGCCAGCGGGCCAGCGGGUCACCGGCGAAUGAGAACUCGGGGCAAAGCAUGGACGCCACUGGCUCACAAGAGAACCUUGAAGACCAGAUCACCUUCCAGGACAUUCUGAGGAAGUUUGAGAAUCAGGGGGCUCGCCUUGAAAAGCCUCUGGUUUCUGAUCCCAGGCCUGCUUUGUGGAAGGCUCAUCAGGAAAGGGCCUCUUCCAUGAAUAAGUUGGAGGAUCCCUUAAGCCUUCCCGGGUCCCGGGGCAAUAGUCCUGUAAGCGUGGAGGUCCCGGGGACGUUUAUUUAUGACCAUGUCAUAGCUCCUCAGUCCGAGAGAGCAGAAUGGCACUGUUCACUGAGAGACCUGGACUUCUCCGACGUCGAUAUUUAUUCAGGUCCUGCCGAGCCUCCCUCACCUCCUGACUCGCAGGCCUGCCAGGAAAGAGACUCAGGCUUGUAUAAAUAAGAGCCAUGCGCUCGGGGAAUAGGCACGGUUCAGCACCACAAUCCUCUCGGAAUCAGUGCCUCGGAAAACGUAAGGCCCUCACCACAGGAUUCCAAAGACACCCCAUGGCACCCAACACACGUGGACACGAAGGAAAACGAGGAGUUCGUGUUUGCGCUUGAGGAGGAGGAUCCUAGGAAGGUUUUAAGUGGGGCACAAUUGGUACCGUCCUGUGGUGCUGAACCUGCUCUUUGAUGGGAAGAGACACGGGAGCACGUUCUCAAGACUGCUCCGAGUACGCGCCACCAUUGCUCCAACAGCUUCCCACUCCAACCACCUCCCGACAACCACGCGAGCCCUUCCCUGACGGAGAGCGGGCUGCCGAUGCUGAGAACAACCAGUUCCGGUUAGAAAAUGAUGCCUCUCACUUUUAUGCCCAAAGGCAGACCCAGCCCCGUCAGCAGGGAGCUGGCUGUCUCUGUGAGGAACCCGUCCACUAUGGCAAAGCGAAGGGUGUGCACCUUGAUAAACCAAGAUAAGGCAAGUGCUAGUUUGUAGGACGUGAUGAAAGAGCGAGGUGGGCCUGCUGACAAUUGUCGUGGACUCUGAAGAAAGGCCGCACAAGUUCUGGAGGCUGGUCACAAAAUUAGAAAAGGUUCAGAGCCAGCCUAAAUAUUUUACAUACACUUUGUUCAAAGGGGUACCCUUUCCUAAACUAAGUCUAGAUUAAAAAAUCAAUUUUUGAAAAAAAGAAGUGCUGUAGCCUGUGACUCCA
Echinops telfairi (small Madagascar hedgehog) is the source of this 3477-nucleotide messenger RNA. RefSeq names its product leucine rich repeat containing 66 (gene LRRC66). Gene Ontology annotation, molecular function: protein binding. The record is from RefSeq and is a predicted model, not a curated record. NCBI's taxonomy places the organism in Eukaryota, Metazoa, Chordata, Mammalia, Afrosoricida, Tenrecidae. The coding region runs from base 96 to 2723 and encodes 875 amino acids. The transcript is spliced from 5 exons.